Molecule: messenger RNA, 3290 nt
Organism: Myotis davidii
Lineage: Eukaryota; Metazoa; Chordata; Mammalia; Chiroptera; Vespertilionidae
Gene: CD84
Product: CD84 molecule
Exons: 8
Coding region: 205-1164 (319 amino acids)
Biological process (GO): positive regulation of monocyte chemotactic protein-1 production; positive regulation of tumor necrosis factor production; T cell activation
Cellular component (GO): external side of plasma membrane
Source: RefSeq, a predicted model, not a curated record
GUGUAUGAGACCAAGGACAGGGCUCCAGGCUGCUGCUUUUCCAUGUCUCCCUGGAAUGCUUCCCACCCGGGCCUCUCCUUAGGCACCUGAAGUCCACAUUCUCUCCUUGCACCAAAGCCUCAGCUAUAAAUAGCAAGAAAAUUCAAGUGAAACGCUGUCUGUUAGAAGAGUGCCUUUCUUUUCACAAUCAAUGAUCCUCUGAAGAUGGCGCAGCACUAUUUAUGGAUCUUGCUCCUUUGCCUACAAACCUGUCUGGAAGCAGCUGAAAGCAACACAAACAUGCUCACCGUGAAUGGGAUUCUGGGGGAAACAGUUACUUUCCCUUUAAAUAUCCAAAACAUACAGCAGAUUACCAACAUUAACUGGGUGAGUUCCAAAACAUCCGUUGCUGUUGUAGUGGCCCUCCCAGGCGCACCCCUCCAAGUCAUUGUGACCCACCAAAACUAUAAACAACGAGUAAACGUCUCAAGUCAGAACUACAACUUGGAGAUCAGCAAUCUGAGGCUGGAAGAUGCAGCGAUCUACAGAGCUGACAUAAAUACAGAGAACUCUGAAAAGGAGACACUCACCAGGACCUACAAACUUCAAGUUUAUCGUAGGCUUGGGAAGCCGAAAAUUACUCAGAGUUUAACAACAUCUUCGAACAGUACUUGUAAUGUCACCCUGACCUGCUCCGUGGAGAAAGAAGAAAAAAAUGUGACAUACAAUUGGAGUCCCAUGGGGACAGAGGGUAGUGUUCUCCAAGUCUUCCAGACUCCUAACAACCAAGAGCUGACUUACACCUGUACAGCCCGGAACCCCGUCAGCAACAAUUCUGACUCCAUUUCUGCCCAGCAGCUCUGUGCAGAUAGCCCCACGGGCCUCCAUAUUCACCAUGCUGGAUUGCUGAGUGGACUGGCUGUGCUCUUUCUGGUUAUAGUCAUCCUACCUUCAGUGCUUUUGUUCCUUUUUUGCAAGAAAGGACGAGGUUCCUCCUUCAAGAUCUUCCAUAAGAAACCUGAUGCUGCCUCAAAGAACACAAUAUACACAUAUGUCAAUGCUCCAAAAGAUCCUCAGCCAGCAGAGCUCAGAAUCUACGAUGAAAUCUCCCUGUCCAAGGUGGACAAAACCAUCGGCACUCAGGACAGCAAACCUAGGACUCCAAGCUACGUAUCUGUGAUCUAGGCUGCCAGACAGCAUCCUCUCCAUGGAAACUAAACCAUAACCACAGAUAAUGGCAGAUACCCUGGACCCAGACUCUCUCUGCCCAGCUCUUACCUGAAGACUGCAAAUCGCCACAUCCCAAUAUGAAAACUAGGAAGCCCUCUGCUGCCGGACAUAGCUUGUGCUUAGAUAGACAGAUGGACAUGGGCCCUUUCUGAAAUGGGUGAAUUGCCUUCUGGAUGAAUAAGGCAAGUCCCUCGGCACAGUGCUCUCCAAUCUUCUUCACAUCGCAGCACAUGUACAAAAUAUUUUUAUGGCACAAUGAAGUAAACAACCAAGACUGCUCAUGCCUGGAGGCUGCCUGUGGCUAGAGGCCUCUUGUGAUUACAGGUGAUGACCCUUCCCAGCAACUCCAAACACAGAGAGGACCCAUAUUGUGCACAUCUGUAGAUACGCCGUGGCACGCCACCUAGGAUGCUUUGCUGACACUCAAUGUGUGGGAGAAGCCCUGGUUCAUGGCUUGGGAAAGUUAGGCAAAGGCCCCCUUUUUCCUUUAGGCAGAUGCAGCCCCUCAGAGUGUGAGCUGCAUGCAUUUCAGCCUCCACUUGCCCCCUUUACCCCGGAACCUUUGUUCAUGUACAACUGGCUGGACCAGUGCAACCGUACAUGACGGUACAACGUGAGAAGUCGUCGGAGUUGUGGCUCUCAGCAGUACAGACACGCUCCCCAAAUACUGUGCUGGAAAAGGCACUUUCUGAGGGAUUCUAGUGUGUUGGGCCAUUUCUCUUCAGGCCCUACUUCAAAAGCUUCAUGAGACUUUUUUUCCAGCCAAGCUUUCCUUCUGUGUCACUCUGUGAUGGUUAACUUUACGUGUCAACUUGGCGGGGCCAGGGGCGCACAGAUAUUCGGUUAAAUUUUACUCAAAUGCAUCUGUGAGGGUGUUUCUAGGUGAGAUUGACAUUUGAUUUUGUAGACUAAGUGAUUAAUCCUGUUUUCCUGGGUGGGCAUCACUAAAUCCAUUGAAAGCUUGAAUAGAACAAAAAGGUGAAGUAAGGGAGAAUUCUCUGUGUGUGUGUGUGUGUGUGUGUGUGCGUGUGUGUGUGUGUCUUCGAGCUGGGACAUUGGUCUUCUUCUGCCUUUACACUUGCACUUGGACUGUACUUACACCAUUAAGCUCUCCUGGCUCUCAGGCCUUCAGGCUCAGACUCAGACUAGAACUAUAUACCAUCGCCGCUCCAGCUUGCCGACUACAGAUCUUGGGCUUUCUCAAUCUCCAUAACUACAAGAGCCGAUUCCUUACUAUAACUAGUUCUCAUUGUCUGCAGAACCAGGCAAACACAUUAUGCAAGCAACCUCAACACCAAGAAGCCAUGCCCAGUACCCCAUUCUCCAAAAGAGAAUGACAAGUUAUAUCUCUGACACUUUAGGGGAACUAAGUGCAACCCAACCAUCAGAACAAGAGACUUGAAAGAAGCAAAGUCAUUCUCGAGCAGGAACUUGAGAGAUGAUGUUGCAGAUUAUGAAACUAGGCCCAGCCCAGUGCCCAAGGCUUCACCCAGAGCGUCAUAGAGUUCAGUUCAAGGUUAGGUGCUCCUCCCUCUCCCCAGCCACGUCUGAGCGGAACACUCAAGUGAGUAUUUGAAAAAUUGCUCCCCUUAUGAGCUAAUAAAUAUAACCAGCUAAAUCCUAAAUGCCCACAAACAACCCCAGACUGAACAGCAACACUAAACUGCAUUUAGGCAGAACGAGGAUGUCAGUCCUAGUGAAUGGACCCAUAAAACCCCCUGGCCCCACUAUCUUUAGCACUUUGUUGGGGCUGCAAGGCCCCCAAAGUAUGAGAUGAGUGUAAUGUCUGCCCUGGGCUAACUGAGAAACCAAUUCCAGCACAGACACUACACCUAAAUCCUGAACUACAUACGACCUGGAGUGGCACCAGCUAGCACAGUCAGAAAAGACCUGAUGGGGAAGCAGAGCUGAAACUGGGCCUUGAAGGAUGAAUAGCAUUUGGCAGAGAGUGAAGAAGACAGAGGGCAUCCACAUGAGGAAACAACCAUAAACAAACAAACAAAACAGCCCUGGAUCUGCAUGAUGUAUUUUGGGCACUUCCCCAGAUACACCAUGUAUGGUCACAGCCCCUUGCCUAUGUG